AUGCCACACAGCGCAGAUGAAACCAAUGUUCCUGACGACAACCCACGUCGUCUUGUCCUAUGCUUUGAUGGGACGGGCAAUCAGUUUCAAGGAAAUGAGUCAGACACGAAUAUCAUGAAGAUCUAUCAGAUGCUAGAUCGACACUCUCCAAGCCAGUUUCAUUAUUAUCAACCGGGUAUUGGGACCUACGUCAAAGGCCAGUCCUCCAGCUCUGGACUGGUUCGAUUCUGGCCCAAAAUCAAAUCCAAAGUUAUCAGUGUUGUUGACCAAGCAGUCGGCUCCUCGUUUAGCGAUCAUGUCCUGGCUGGCUAUCGCUUCCUGAUGCGUUACUACUCUGAAGGUGAUCAUAUUUAUAUCUUUGGGUUCUCUCGUGGUGCUUAUACCGCGAGGUUCCUCGCGGAGAUGGUCCAUGAACUGGGCCUUCUUUCCCGUGGCAACGAGGAAAUGGUUCAUUUCGCCUGGGAAACGUUCAGCAACUACGAACAGUCCCGCGGAAACAAUCCUCAGACCGAAAAGGACCAAGAGCUGAACGAGUUUAUGAAAAAGUUCAAAGCGACCUUUUGCCGACUAGGCGUGGGCAUACAUUUCCUUGGUUUGUUCGACUGCGUCAAUAGUGUCGGCCAAUUCGAAAUCCCCUUUUUCCGCACGUCAUACCGAUUUAUCGCGACACCCGCCGCAAAGUACAUUCGACAUGCGGUGUCCAUCCACGAGAGACGGCUCAAGUUCAAGCCCGCUCUCUACAUGAUGGAUAAGAGUGGGCCAUCCUCUGACUUCAAGGAAGUCUGGUUUGCUGGAAAUCACUGCGAUGUAGGUGGUGGCUACAAUCUCCAAAAAGGUCAGAAACAUCUGCUUUCCGACACACCAUUAAAUUGGAUGAUCCAGGAAGUUCUCCACUUGGAGGGCUCGGAGAGUAAGCUUGAAUUCCAGACGACUAAUGUUGAGGAUGUUUUGAGGGCUGAAAGCGUCUUCCCUGGAAAGGAGGAACCAGGGACCAACGCAUGGGAGGUGAGGCGUCGCACCAAUCAGCCUCAUGACUCGCUCAGGUUCGGACAUGCCUCGGGAUUCCUGAUGGUUAUUUUGUGGUGGAUCCUUGAGUUGCUGCCCAUCUUCACACGGUUAGAGCUGGAGAAAGGCGAAUGGGUUCCACGGAGAUUCCCACCCAACCUGGGGGCACCACGGGAUAUUCCCGUGGAAGCUGAGAUUCAUUCCAGUGUGAACGAGAUGGUCAAAGCGGGGAUUAUAGACAAGGAGUCGAUCCCCAAGAAGGGGGGUGACAAUCCCAAUCUACCCAACCCCGCCAGUGUCGUGUCUACUUUGAAGAGGGCAAGAAAGAAUCUGACGCGCCAGACUGCACCUUCCAAUGGACCGGCCGUAGACGAACCAGACAAUGGGGACAGCCGUAAGAUGCAUGAAAAUGGGUCGGUGAAGGGGAUGAACGGGGUGUAUAAAGCGAAUGGUGUGAACGGAGUACGUGUCCUGAAUGGCAUAAAUGGCGUCAAUGGAUCGAACGGGGCUGUGGAGAGUUGA
Messenger RNA from Aspergillus alliaceus, 1527 nucleotides. Its product is annotated as T6SS phospholipase effector Tle1-like catalytic domain-containing protein. Bases 1 to 1527 code for a protein of 508 amino acids. The transcript is spliced from 3 exons. The record is from RefSeq and is a predicted model, not a curated record. NCBI's taxonomy places the organism in Eukaryota, Fungi, Ascomycota, Eurotiomycetes, Eurotiales, Aspergillaceae.